GUGGACAUUUUAAGUAAAACGAGAAUCCGGCAUUUCGUUCCGGCGGCCACAAGUUGGGGAAGAGAACAAAGAGGUUCGAAAGUUGAAUAUUUUUAUUCAAUUUUAAAUACAUUUUUUAAAAUCAAUAUUUUAUCAAAAUGGCGGACAUAAAUGGUGAAGGCGAUCCUUUAGGCGAAGAAAUUGAAACAAGAGAGAAUGGUGAACAUAACGAAGAAUUACCAGAAGGUGCCGUUGACGAUACGGGCGAAGAACAGAAUAUCGAAGAUCCCGAACUCGAAGCUAUAAAAGCCAGAGUAAGGGAAAUGGAAGAAGAAGCUGAAAAGUUAAAACAAAUGCAGAGUGAAGUCGAGAAACAAAUGAGUAUGAGUCCUCCAGGUGCGUUACUUGGUUUAUCACUUGAAGAAAAAAUGGAAGUUGAUGGAAGAUCGGUUUAUGUGGGCAAUGUUGAUUAUGGAGCAACUGCUGAAGAAUUGGAACAACAUUUUCACGGCUGUGGUUCUAUAAAUCGUGUGACAAUUUUAUGUGACAAGUACUCAGGUCAUCCUAAAGGGUUUGCAUAUGUUGAAUUUGCGGACAAAGAUUCUAUUCAGACUGCUAUGGCGUUAGAUGAAUCACUUUUUAGAGGAAGACAAAUUAAGGUAAUGCCAAAAAGAACGAAUCGACCGGGAAUUAGUACCACAAAUAGACCACCAAGAGGACGUUAUCGAGGAGGUGGGAGACCAUAUACUCGAGGGGCUUAUUUUGGAUAUCGUCCAACCAGAAGGCCAUACAGAAGGAGCACUUCUGGACAAGCAUUCUUUAAAGUUUAAUCCCUUUAAUCUGAAGUCGGAGAGCAUGGUAUCAUCCUUAUUGAGAAUGGGUUAAAUAUAAAUUCAGGAACUUCGACAACUCAAACUUCUCCAUUGUGAGUUUGUAGACCUGGAAUCCUUCUGACAUGUAAAAACUUUUUGAUCUUAUUGGCAAUGUAUAUCAUGCCAUAGAAUUACACUCGUUUUAGUAGUAGUAUGAAAUAUGAUCAGCAUGUUAUGGGUCAGUUUCCCAGGUUGUGUGCAUGUUAUUGCAAAAUUGGGAAAAUGAUUUUUUUUAUAAGUUUGAGUGCGUGGUAUCAUGUUGCAAUAACUUGCAACAAUUUAAUAAGAUCUUUUUCAUUCUUAAAUUCGUACUCGUUUAAUUUUUACUUAAUUUAAUAUUAUCAAACACUGGUAAUAUUGAAUAGGGAAUUGAUCGAUAGCACGUCAAUAUGCUGUAAUGCUUGGAUAUAUAUUAGUGUAGUCAGUUUAGUAAUAAUUGCUCAAUUUCGAGAUGAUUUUUAAAAAAAAAAUGUAAGAAUUUGUCCAGAAGUUGGUUAGACAAGAAAAUAUUUGCAUUUUUUUUUUUGUUUUGUUUUUUUUUUUUUUAUGUUUUAAAAUGUUUAAUUUUAAAAAUGUAUAUCUAAUUAGCAUAUAAUUUUUGUUUUGUCUGCAGAGUGUAAAGUAGCCCAUCUUUCAUUACAUCAAUAAUUUCAUUGUAUAGUCUACACUUAAUAUACAUCUGGGCAAAUUUUUCGUUUCGUGAUAACUGCUUUCCACUCUGCAGUCGUGUUUACUCAUGGUUUUCAGAAUCUUCUUUUCCAGGCCUCCACGCUGCAGAACUUAACUCUCCAGCAGCUUUUCCAUCUUCCUUACUUUUUCAUAAAUGUAAAAAAUGAAAAUAAAAAAAGAUGUAAAAAAUUGUCGAAUAAAAAUAUGAAAUAUGUGGAAA
Molecule: messenger RNA, 1740 nt
Organism: Centruroides sculpturatus (bark scorpion)
Lineage: Eukaryota; Metazoa; Arthropoda; Arachnida; Scorpiones; Buthidae
Gene: Pabp2
Product: polyadenylate-binding protein 2-like
Exons: 9
Coding region: 138-809 (223 amino acids)
Molecular function (GO): RNA binding
Source: RefSeq, a predicted model, not a curated record